This is a messenger RNA of Syngnathus acus (greater pipefish), 2826 nucleotides long. It is a transcript of the gene crx, whose product is annotated as cone-rod homeobox. Gene Ontology annotation, cellular component: nucleus. The record is from RefSeq and is a predicted model, not a curated record. The transcript is spliced from 3 exons. Gene Ontology annotation, molecular function: RNA polymerase II cis-regulatory region sequence-specific DNA binding; DNA-binding transcription factor activity, RNA polymerase II-specific. Lineage: Eukaryota; Metazoa; Chordata; Actinopteri; Syngnathiformes; Syngnathidae. The coding region runs from base 275 to 1153 and encodes 292 amino acids. Gene Ontology annotation, biological process: multicellular organism development; regulation of transcription by RNA polymerase II.
AGCAGCCUAUGCGGGCGAACCGAGUCAGUCGAGCAUCUUCUAUCUAGCCAUCAAGUCAAACUCGAGGCCGAGACAACAACCUGUGCGACAACUCGGAGGAAGAAAACAAGAACGAUGCUUGGCACUCACCAUCUUCCUCCAAAUUAACCAAGUGAAGUUUUUCCUUUAAAAAGCGCACGAUUGGAAUCACGGGGAUUGUGCGCCUCUCAGCUGUUGCGUUGCGUCCAUCCCACACACAAACAGGAGCGUCGGGAUUUAAGAGGCUGCAGUCAAGAUGAUGUCCUACAUAAAACAACCUCAUUACACCAUGAACGGGUUAAAUUUGCCCGGCCCGGGGAUGGACGUGCUGCACACAACUGUCGCUUAUCCGUCCACGCCCAGGAAGCAGCGAAGGGAGAGGACCACCUUCACUAGAACGCAAUUGGACAUCCUGGAGGCCCUGUUCUCCAAAACCCGCUACCCAGACAUCUUCAUGAGGGAGGAAGUGGCGCUCAAAAUCAACCUGCCUGAGUCACGUGUGCAGGUGUGGUUCAAGAACCGACGGGCCAAGUGUCGUCAGCAGCAGCAGCAGAGCAGCGGGCAGUCCAAACCCCGCCCCCCUAAGAAGAAGGCCUCCCCGGUGCAGGAGGCCAGCGCCCCCGAUCCUGUUCCCAACCCGGGCUCCUUCAGCCCCUCGUCGGUCCAGUCGGGCCCCGGUCUGGUCCAGAGCUCGGGAAACACGGCCGUGUCCAUCUGGAGCCCGGCCAUCUCCCCCCUCCCUGACCCGCUGGCCUCCUCCACGGCCCCCUGCAUGCAGAGGCCCUCCCCUUACCCGAUGAGCUACGGCCAGCCGUCGGCCUACGCCCAAGGCUACGCUAGCACCACCUCCUACUUCACAGGCCUGGACUGCAGCGCCUACCUGUCCCCUAUGCACUCGCAGCUAUCUGGCACCGGGGGCGCUCUCAGCCCCAUCACCGUGCCCUCCAUGGGGGGCUCCCUAAGCCAGUCGCCUGCCUCGCUUUCUUCGCAGGGUUACAGCACCGCUUCCUCCCUGGGCUUCACCUCGGUGGACUGUCUGGACUACAAGGACCAGCAGGCCUGGAAACUGGGAUUCACUACAAUGGACUGCCUGGACCAUAAGGACCAAAACUCCUGGAAGUUCCAGGUGCUCUAGAAAGCGCGGCGUCCACUUUGUUAGUGUGAGGCAUGCUGCUGAUUUCUCUUUUGUACGUAUAAGUUUGAUUUUACGACCGGGCUAGCUGUGUAGGGAACAGGCACGUGCAUAGACAUUUUGGGGGCGCAAAAGAGGGGCGGGCACCCAUCAGCAAAAUUAUUUAUACGAUAUAAAUAAAUGGUGUAUAUAUUUAUUUAUGUGUCUAUUGUGUUAACACAAUUAAUACUGUCAAUUUUGAAACUGUUAAUAGAGAAUGUUGAGGAAAUGGAUCGAAAAAGUCUACAAACCCCUUCAAAUGUCGUCAUAUACCAAAAAUGACAAGAUAAAUCUUUGCAUAACUAUUUCCACCAAUUUAACAUAUUAUGACAACUACAAAAAAUCUUGUGUGGGCGACAAUUUUCACAAGAACUCCAAAAAAUGUCAAAACACUAAGAAGGCAACAUAAUGUGAAAUAUUUGCUUUUGAAAAUAUGAACGAAUGAAGGGGGAAUGGGUGUCAGCAGAAGGGGCACUUCUUAAAGGGCUUAAAGGGUUGGUGCCGGAGCCUCAUCUUCUGUCGGGGUCAAUCUGUGCACGUGCCUGGUAGAGAAGCUUUUUAUUUGAAGACAAGACAGCAGAGGCUACCAAGCUAAAAACAUAUUUUUAACCACCAGAUCAAAAAGCCUUUAUCAAUUUCUAGGAGACCUGGUCAUGAAAACACAAUGAGAGUGAAUUUCUUUCUUUCUUUUUUUUUUCUCAAUGUCAUUUGUUCGCAACUAUAUAUUCUCGAGAGUUUGUGUACUGUUCUACAAUGUUUGCGUUUAGUGUCAUCGUCCGAAUCAGUUUGAUGAACGGCGAUUAGGAUCUUCUGUUUUUAGUUCGAUGUCAUAUUAAAGUGUAUACGUUAUUGUGCACUGAAAAUCGCUCGUCAGGAGUCUGCACGCUUUGAGACGCUUUGUUCCAGUUAGCUAGAGGUCAGUAUGAACACACCGUGUUCUGGUCUGGUCCAAAGCGUCAUGUUCGUCAUUUCCUUGCUCCGUCCGUCUCGGUUAUUUUGGUUGAUCUGAUUCUGGAAGUGUCCCAAUCCUCUUAGCUUCCCUUCAGCAAUGCCCUAAGUGAAUUAGUCAGGAUUAUUGCCUAUCCUAUGCUCCUCUCCUUCUUUUUCCAAACUCUCUUGCUUUUCCCCCUUCCCUCCAUCUGGUCUUUUGGUUUUUUUCAUUUGCUAUUCAUCUGUCCUUUGUUUUAAUCGCACGCCUUCGAUGACAGUUUAUUAUUUUACGAUCAUAAAACUCAAGUACUUUUUACAGCGGCUGAAACAUUUCCACUAAGGCCUAUCGCUAUGAAUCUCAGCGCUCCCCCUUCUUUCGCCCAUCGCCGCACUCCUCUCCUCUGACAAUUUGGUAAUCCCAACAUGACCUGAUUACAGCCACGCAAACAUCCGAUACAUACAACAACAUGUUUGUAUGUCGCAUUCAUCCAAUCCUUCCAACUCCAGACAUAUCAUGACGUUUAAAGCAUCACAUUUGCCAUGUUUGUACAUUUUGAGUUCUAUUACGCUUUAUUGUGUCGUUGCAUAGAGGAAUGAUCAAUUGAUUGUUGGUGCGGAAAAAAAAAGUACAUUAAUUGACGUGAAUGGGUCACUCCAAAGAGAUGUUGGAUGUAAUCUUCAUAUAAAUAAAACCUGAUUUUACUUUG